Molecule: messenger RNA, 4324 nt
Organism: Onychostoma macrolepis
Lineage: Eukaryota; Metazoa; Chordata; Actinopteri; Cypriniformes; Cyprinidae
Product: lethal(3)malignant brain tumor-like protein 4
Exons: 21
Coding region: 424-2406 (660 amino acids)
Biological process (GO): regulation of DNA-templated transcription
Cellular component (GO): nucleus
Molecular function (GO): zinc ion binding; protein binding
Source: RefSeq, a predicted model, not a curated record
GGCUGCUGCUGCUCAUACGCUGAAUAAAAGAUGAGCGACGGGGCUUCAGCGCAGCUCAACACAUUAUACAUCCUUCUAGAAACCCUCCUCUGUCCAUCUGGAGCGAUUCUGGAGAGAGCAGGAGACAUUAGUUUCUAGAGAUUGAGAUGUUUUGGGUGAAGCGAGUGGUCAGUGCUGAUGUGUUGGACGCCGCGGUGGAAACAGUGUCGUGGAUCUCUGGAGGAUCUCGCUGUCUGCCACUUCCUGUGACCUCUGACCUCUCCCUUUCCUCUCGGAGCAGCCGCUUAGCAGGCCUGACUAAACACACAAUAACCUGAGGUCCUGUAGGUGUUCUGCGUGAUCCGGGACAGAUGAAGCCUGUGUUUGAGCGGGAUGCGUUCGGGCUGAACCCCUGACUGCGGACAGCAGCCGAGCUGAUCUCUAAUGAUGCAGAGUGAGGACCGCAAGAGAAAGAAACACAGUUUGAACCCCAGAAGCGUGUCAGACGAGUACAGUCUGCGUGAGCGACCCAAAGAAGAAACCACAAAGAUGAAGAAUAAAGUUUCUACUUCACAAGCAGUGAGCAGUAAGAAGAAGCCGUGGUCCUGGGAUCAGUAUCUGGAGGACGAGCGAUCUCAAGCCGCUCCUCUGCAGCUCUUCACUGAGUUCCAGGCGUUUCCUGACAGCAGGAAUGGUUUUAAGGCGGGGAUGAGGCUGGAAGGCAUCGACCCGCUGCAUCCGUCCAUGUUCUGUGUGCUGUCUGUGGCCGAGGUGAUUGGCUUCCGUCUGCGGCUCCAUAUCGAUGGUUACACAGAGUGCUAUGACUUCUGGGUAAACGCCGACUCUCCUGACAUCAAACCGGUGGGAUGGUGCGAGUCGACGGGACACAAACUCCAUCCACCCAAAGGUUACAAGCUGAACGAGUUUAACUGGGAGAAAUAUCUGGAGGCCUGUAAUGCUCAAGCGGCACCGAAGAACCUCUUCAGAUCCCAGAGCAGCGCGUCGAGCGGCUCGGUGUUUGCGGUGGGCAUGAAGCUGGAGGCGGUGGACCGUAAGAACCCGUGUCUGGUGUGUGUGGCCAGCGUCGCCGACAUCGUGGACCAACGCUUCCUAGUGCACUUCGACAACUGGGACGACACCUACGACUACUGGUGUGACGCCAGCAGCCCGUAUAUUCACCCGGUGGGCUGGUGUCAGGAUCACGGCCGGCCGCUCACGGCUCCUCAGGGACACCCGAAUCCUGAGCACUUCGUCUGGGAGGAAUAUAUGGAGGACACGGGUGCGUCUGCGGCUCCCAGUCAAGCCUUCAGUGUGAGAUCUCCACAUGGCUUCCAGACGCACAUGAAGCUGGAGGCGGUGGACAGACGAAACCCCAUGCUGAUCCGCGUGGCCACCGUCACCGACACAGAAGACUACAGAGUCAAAGUGCAUUUUGACGGCUGGCAUGAGAAGUUUGAUUUCUGGGUGGAUUCAGACCUGCCGGACCUUCAUCCCAUGGGCUGGUGCUCCAGAACGGGUCACGCGCUCGAACCUCCGCUCCCUCACGCAGGGCUGUCAGAAAUGAAGAGCUCCGUGACGCAGGGUGUGUGUCCAACCCCGGGCUGCAGGGGCAUCGGCCACAUCAAAGGAGCAAAAUACACCGGACACCACAGUGCCUUCGGCUGCCCGUAUUCUGACAUGAACAUGAAGAAGGAGGUGGUGCUUCCCGACCGGCUCGGAGGAGAGAAGCAGAUCACCUUCAUCCCUGUCAACUUUGUGCAGAAGACCGAACACCUGUGUCCAGACGAGGAGGAGGACGAGGAGGAGGAAGAUGGGAAGGAGGACAUCAGCCAUGUGGACAGCAGGGUGAUGAUGGCGUGUGACGGCGCUCCUCGUCUGCGCGGUCGGCCUGCGAUUCUGAAGAAAGAGCUCAAAGACGAGCUGCUGACGCCGUCGCUCCUCGGGAAGAGACCUCGUUUACCCAGCAGACUCACUCAGUCUACGAAGUAUCUGCGUAUCAAGGAUGAGGACGACGACAUCGAUGUGAACAGCGUUAUUUCAGAGCGUAACGUGGAGAGUCUCCAGCAGGCGCUGCAUCAGUCCGUCUUCCUCUCAGCGAUGUCUGCUCACCCGAGCCGUGAUCUGCCGCUGUGCUGGGAGCAGCACUGUAAGCUUCUGCCCGGCGUGGCCGGCGUUCAGGCCAGUCGCGUCGCUCACUGGACCGUCCAGGAGGUGGCUGAUUUCAUCCAUUCUUUACCCGGCUGUGAGGAACAGGCCAAGCAGUUCAGAGAGGAGCAAAUCGACGGGAAGGCCUUUCUUCUGUUGACGCAGCGAGACAUCGUUAAGAUAAUGAGCGUGAAGCUCGGCCCGGCCCUCAAGAUCUACAACUCCAUCCUGAUGUUCAAACACGCCGAGGACAAGAAGCAGCCGCCGGCGGGAGACACAUGAAGCACAGAUGAAUCUACUGUAUCGAUGCAUUCCUACACCUUUGUGCCCCGAACGCCUCCGUUAGCGCUAAUCACCCUCCGGCCUCGUCUCUGUCAGGUUCCCGCUCUGCCUUUAAGCCUCUCCCUUUCCUUCUCAAACUCAACCACGCGACAAUCAAACGCAGUCGCCGGCGUCUAUCAGGGGUUUCUCUCAGUCACGGUGCUAUUUGUACUCCAACACAAACAGGCGAACAGCGACUACAGGGUGUGUGUGUGUGUGUUUGUGUGUGUGUGUCUCUAAACGAACAGUUCAUCCGCUAAUGAACGUUCUGUCAUCGUUUACUCGCUCUGUACGUGACCAAACCCCUGUGACUUUCACAAAAGAACAUGCUGCUGUUUUCAAUGUAAUGGAAGUGAAUGACAUAAACAGCUCUGUAUCGUAUAAUCAGCUUUGAAUUAGGACUGAAAAUGUUCUGUCUCUCUGAUCAACUUAGUGCUGGGCACCGAUUAAUCGCGAUUAAUCGCAUUAAAAAUAGUUUUUGUUUAUAUUAUAUAUGUUUGUGUACUGUAUAUAUUUAUUAUGUGUAUAUAUAAAUACGUGCACAUGCAUGUAUAUAUUUGAGAAAAAUGUUGUUUAUAUAUUAAAUAUAUUUAUAUUAUAUAUAAAUUAGUGCUGUCAAACAAUUAAUCGUGAUUAAUCGCAUCCAAAAUAAGUUUUUGUUUACAUACUAUAUGUAUAUGUACUGUUCAUUUAUUGUGUGUAUAUAUAAAUACACACACAUACCGUGUAUAUAUAUUGAAAAUAUUUACAUGUGUGUAUAUACAUUUAUUUAUUUAUAUUAUUAUAUUUAUAUUAUACAUAAAUAUAUUUAAUAAAUAAACAUAGUAUAUUUUUCUUAAAUAUAUACAUGCAUGUGUUUGUAUUUAUUUAUAUAUACAUAAUAAAUAAACACAGUACACACACACAUAUUAUGUAAUAAAAAAUCUUAUUUUGGAUGCGAUUAAUCAUUGCCCAGCACUAAAUCAACUUAAGUUCUGUUGAUAUCAGUGACGUUGAGUUUUUGUAGACUGUUUCAGAGGAAGAUUAUCAGUCAAUAAUGACUUUAUACUAUUCAUAUGAGUUCAGAGAACUGCUUUUUGUGCCGUUUUUAAGCUAUUAUAUGAAAAAGAACAUGUUCUUUUGAAAGAAAGUCAUUUGGGUUUGAGUAAACGAUGAGAGGGUGAUUAUUUGUGUCUGAACUCUUCCGUAAUACUCAGAGAUUUGUGCCCGUUCUGUUACUUCCUCUAAUUUUAUUCUGUUUUGUACAGUUCUGUAUGAUUUUGCUGAAUCACCUUUUAUUUAUUGUGCAAAAUCACCGUACAUUUGCACAGGGAAGGAUAAUAAUAAUAUAUUGUAAAUGAUCGAUUUCAAAUGCCAAAAGGAUUUGUUUUAAAUUGAAGAGUGUUUAUUUUUGUGAUGUAUCGCACAGAGCCCCGGUAUUAGACCAAUCCCUGUUUAUGUUUAAUGAAAUAUACUUUAUUAGUGUGAAUGGCUCUGUGAGAAUGUGAUCUGAAUUCCGGUUUCGCAUCAGGGGAUUUUCUGAUGAUUAUUUAAAGACUUGCUAUAAUGCACAACGCAAACGAUAUAUAUAUAUUUGCUAUGAAUUUUGACACUGGUGUGAUUUCAAUGCCGAAUCCGUCUCAUGUUUAUUUAAUUUAGCCAAACGUCAGGAAUGUACAUCCGUCUUGUGUGCAUUUGAGUUUUUGUUCCUUCAGUUUUGCAGCGCAGAAUGAAGACGUUUCAUUGCAUUGCUGUAUUAGUUCAGUCUGUUCACCCAGAUAUGAUGAUUGAUUUAUUGAUCAGAUGCUUUGUACAUAUUUAUAAACCCUCUUUCUUAAACUCACUCACACUUUGUACAACAGAUUUCAUUCAAUCUCCCUAAUAAACCGUGCAAAUCUCA